This is a messenger RNA of Mercurialis annua (annual mercury), 707 nucleotides long. RefSeq lists its product as uncharacterized. The record is from RefSeq and is a predicted model, not a curated record. Gene Ontology annotation, molecular function: acyltransferase activity, transferring groups other than amino-acyl groups. Bases 94 to 654 code for a protein of 186 amino acids. Lineage: Eukaryota; Viridiplantae; Streptophyta; Magnoliopsida; Malpighiales; Euphorbiaceae. The transcript has a single exon.
AUUUAAGUCAUUGUUCCAAGUUACCAUAAUUUCACUUGAUCACACUUUUAUUUGCAUAGAUUUCAAUUUCUUUGUUCCACAGUUGAGUCCAUAAUGGAGCAAUCUUCUUUACCACAAACAGAGUCACAACCAAAUACAGAAGACUUCUCAAACAUCUCACUCAGGCCAUUUAAUCUCUCCGACAUAGAUGAUUUUAUGGUUUGGGCCACCGACGAGAAAGUUGCCCAUUUUUGCACUUGGUAUCCUUAUACUAGCAAAGAAGAUGGCUUAAACCAUAUCAAAAAUGUUAUUAUACCACAUCCAUGGUUCAUGGCAAUAUGCCUCAACUCCAGGCCAAUCGGUGGCAUUUUGCUGACAACGUAUUCAGGUAAUGAUGCAUGCAGGGGUGAGAUCGGCUACUUCUUGGCGUAUAAAUUCUGGGGCAAGGGAAUUGGUACUAGGGCGGUGAAAAUGGCGGCGGAGAUUAUACUCCGGCAGCACCCGGAAAUGGAGAGACUUGAAGCUUUUGUGGAUUUGCAAAAUGUGGGAUCUCAGAAAGUGCUGGAGAAAGUUGGGUUUGAGAGAGAAUGUGUUCUUAGAAAAUAUUUGAUUAUAAAGGGUAAGACUAGAGAUAUGGUUUUAUUUAGUCUUCUUUCUACUUAUCCUCUACUUUGAUAUAUGCUUGUAAUGUACUUUAAUAAUUCAAUCAAUAUAUUUAGAUUUUGAUA